GAAACACAGCCGAACGUCCAUCGAUCCGUGGACUAUAGCGCGUAGGCAAUUCACAUCAUGCGAAUCACCUGUCAAACAAGGGACGUAAUCGAUAUUAUAGCACGGAGACCAUGACAGCUCGAUUUCAAAGCCUCACGACGAAGCAGUUCUGCCAGCUAAGAGCUCGGCUUGCUGACACUUUCAUUGCAGGGGACAACGUAAACAGCUCGCUGCGAUAUUAUUUCCUAUUCCUAAAGUUUUUUCUUUCAAUUUUCACUUCAACUUUGCGUUUUAUGAUGUCGUGUACACACAUAUAUGUGUGCACAUCGUCAUUCUCGAGAACAAAGUCUGGAUCGAAAUAGGGAAGACUAACCCAGCCUCGAGCAGCGAGCAGCGAGCAGCGAGUAGCGACAGCGACGCGGCAGGCUGACGGACAUGGAGGGCGACUACUCGCAUUGCGAUCUGUCAGGCCCGGACUUUGAGGGUGAGCUGACCAAGCGCAGCGUGUGGCUCAAGGAGUGGCGCAAGCGUUACUUCGUGCUGAAGGGCAACAAGCUCUACUUCUGCCGGGCACAGGGCGAACCAGCGCACGGACUUAUCGACCUGGCAGACUGCCUGACGGUCAAAUCGGCCGAGGAGAAGACCAACAAACGCUUCUGCUUCGAAGUGGCCACGCCCGACUCGACCUUCUACAUGUACGCGGAGAACGAGAAGCAGAAGGACGAGUGGAUCGGGGCUAUCGGGCGCGCAAUCGUCAAGUUCUCCAGCUCCUUCACGGGCGACCAGGACGACGACGCUAACUAACACACGACAGCUAUCGUAGGGACCAGUACAGGACACGUGAAAUGCAUAUAAAGACUGAUGAAGAAGACGAAAAAAUUAUUUACAACUUUGCAAGAAAAGAAAAAAAAAAUACGGUAAGAAAAAACUUGUGGAGUCCAGGUGGGCAGAAGCUUGACACACUGCUUCAUGCGCAGUGCUUCCCGAUAUGUUUGAGGCCGCUUACUUUUCAGACAGCACCUUGAAGAGGCUGGGUACCACCUCCAUGCGCCAGGGUCCUCCUUCCAGCACUUCGCCGUCGAUGUUCAUGCAGUCGUCCAGUUGGUCAGGCUCAAUCUCGACGGCCUUGACCUUCAAGUACGAGAUCAGUUCGCUCUGGAGCUCCUUGCCCAUCAGAUACAGACCGAACAGCUUGGCCACGGCUACCAAACCGCCCUUACGGGUGAGAAUGAGAUCCAAAUUGCCAUCUGAAGGGUGCGAGUAAGCGCCGUCAGGAGUGAUGUUGACAACGCCCACCACAACGUACUUGCUGCAGUCCUCUUUCCACAGGAACUCGGGGUAUCUCUUACGACUGGCAGGACUUGAAAUACUGCCAGCGAUGCCUCCCCACGACUUGCGUUGCUGACUGAAGCGGUCCAUAUCGUACACUGUGCCUUCCUCCACUUCGAACUGGUCGAGUGCACCGGCAUCCGGAUAAUCGUCGUACCGGAGAAGUGGCGGCUGCGGUUCCGUCAACACGUACCGGACACGGCCACUGUGUUUCUUGGGCAACACAACGGUGCGCUUCACCUUGAG
Molecule: messenger RNA, 1554 nt
Organism: Phytophthora nicotianae INRA-310
Lineage: Eukaryota; Oomycota; Peronosporomycetes; Peronosporales; Peronosporaceae
Exons: 2
Coding region: 415-783 (122 amino acids)
Source: RefSeq, a predicted model, not a curated record